CUUUAUCGCACAUUUAUUGUAAAAUAAUUUCUUUUAUUUAGAUUAAUAUUUAUAAUUUUAGUGUAAAAUAUACUUGGCUUUUUUAUAUGUAGUAUUAGUUAUGGUAGAAUCUAAAUCACAUGAUUCGUGUAACGAUGAAUCUGAUCCCGAAGAUCAAAACAAUCAUGAUUUAAAUGACAAUGACACUGAAUUAGAAGAUGAUGAUAAUUUUGAAAUAGAAGAAGAUGAUGUUAAUGAGUUGGAAGAUGAAAAUGAUGAUAACACAGGAGAAAGUACUCCGAAAUCCCAAAAAUUGGUCUGGAGAAAUGACGAAAGGCCUUUAAAUAGCGAUGAGGAGUUGGAACUAUCACCUGGAUGUUACGAUAUGCUUCACAGGAUUACUCUUGAUUGGUCUUGCCUUUCGUUUGAUAUUUUAAAGGACGAUCUUGGUGCCUGCAGGGUCAAUUAUCCCUUUGAAUGUUACGUUGUUUCUGGAACUCAACCUGGCACUUCGAAGGGCAUGGAUUCCCUUAUUCACGUCAUGAGGUGGUCAAAUUUGACCAAGAAUUUCGGCGAGCUUGAUGAUGACGAAGAAGAAGAUGAAGAUGAUUGUGUUUUUCGAAUUUCCAGCAUAAAACAUAAAGGAAUUGUCAAUCGCAUUAAAGCUUGCCCUCAAAACAGUAGACUGGUGUGCUCAAUGUCAGAUACAGGCAAUGUACACAUUUGGGAUAUACAAAAUCAACUUAACAACAUCAGCUCAGAUAACUGGAAGUCUGAAUCUCCUCAUAAAAAGAAACCUUUGUUUUCUUGUUCUUUACAUGAAUCUGAAGGAUAUGCUGUUUCUUGGAAUCCUUUGGUUAACGGCAGACUUGCCACUGGAUCCUGUGAUGGUUCUCUUGUUCAAUGGGAGCCUGUUGAAGGCAGUUGGAAUAACACAAAACCACUUCAACUCGACACCUCAAUUGAAGACUUAAAGUGGAGUUAUACCGACUCGAAUUUACUUUUGUCUGGUUCUUGUGAUGGACUUUUAAGGCUUGUCGAUGUUAGAAAUGGCAAGGUGGUUACAAAAGUAACUGUUUCAGAAACUGAUCUUAACUCCAUAUCUCUAAAUUCCAUAGAUAAUAAUUUGGUUCUGACUGGGUCUGAGGACGGGUCAGUAAAGAUAUUCGACCUUCGAUAUCCUGAAACUUACCUUUCAAACCUAAAAUGGCACAAAAAGGCUAUAACUUGCGUAGAUUGGCAUCCACUCGACUCAUCAGUUUGUUCUGUAAGUUGUAGGGAUGACUCCAUCUCAAUUUGGGACGUCUCAAUUGAGGCUGAAAGUGCAACUAACUCGGACAUUCCUCAACAGCUUCUUUUCCUACAUAUGGGCCAGACCGAAAUUACAGAGCUGAUGUUCCAUAGAAAUAUUCCUGGAGUCGUAAUCUCAACUGCUCUAGACGGAUUUAACAUUUUUAAGACCAUCAAUGUUGAUUAGUAUACU
Messenger RNA from Theileria parva strain Muguga, 1462 nucleotides. It is a transcript of the gene grwd1, whose product is annotated as WD domain G-beta repeat protein. Bases 101 to 1456 code for a protein of 451 amino acids. The record is from RefSeq and is a predicted model, not a curated record. Lineage: Eukaryota; Apicomplexa; Aconoidasida; Piroplasmida; Theileriidae. Gene Ontology annotation, molecular function: protein binding. The transcript has 4 exons.